Messenger RNA from Penicillium verhagenii, 1551 nucleotides. RefSeq names its product MFS transporter. The transcript has a single exon. Bases 1 to 1551 code for a protein of 516 amino acids. The record is from RefSeq and is a predicted model, not a curated record. Gene Ontology annotation, biological process: transmembrane transport. NCBI's taxonomy places the organism in Eukaryota, Fungi, Ascomycota, Eurotiomycetes, Eurotiales, Aspergillaceae. Gene Ontology annotation, molecular function: transmembrane transporter activity.
AUGGUUGCCACCACGUCAGGGAUCAGCAGUUCGGGCCGAGACGCAGCUAACGGAUUUGCCGACGGAAACGAUCACCAAGAUGAGACUACAUCCCUCCUUGGUGUAGUGCACACAAAUGUUACUUCGUAUGGCACAACGCCAUCCAGCGGUAAUGAGAAUGCCGCCGAUGAGGAUGAGGAUGAGAAUGAAAAGCCUCUCCCCGUAACUCAGGUCCUGCUACUUUGCUAUGCUCGUGCGAUAGAGCCACUGGCAUUCUUCUCCAUCUUCCCGUAUGUCAGCCAGAUGGUCCAGGAUAACGGGCAUGUCUCUGACGCGGAUAUUGGUUUCUACUCUGGCCUCAUCGAGUCUCUAUUUUCCCUAACGCAAGCACUUGUGAUGAUUUUCUGGGGAAAACUGUCCGAUCGUAUCGGACGCAAGCCGGUUCUGGUCUUCUCUCUAGUUGGUGUCACGUUAGCGACUGGUCUAUUUGGUCUGGCGAAAACGAUACCCCAGAUGAUCAUGUUCCGAUGUAUUGCUGGCGUCUUUGCUGGAACUAUUGUCACCAUCCGAACCAUGAUUGCUGAGCACAGCACGCCCAAGACCCAGGCGAGAGCGUUCAGUUGGUUCGCCUUCAGUGGAAAUCUAGGCAUCUUCCUAGGACCUUUGCUAGGCGGUGUUCUUGCCAACCCCGUAACCCAAUAUCCAGGCAUAUUUGGUGGAAACCGUUUCUUCGAGUACUACCCCUAUGCCCUAUCUAGCUGGGUCGUGGCACUGGUUGGAGCUACUGCCGCCCUUUCCAGCGCGCUUUUCGUCAAAGAAACACUGAAGAAGGAGCCAGUCAUUGCUGCUGACAGUGUUGGCGAUGAGGCAGCCGCCCAUGCACAAGCGCAAAACGGCAACAUGUCCACUUGGCAACUCCUAAAUGCGCCCGGCGUCGCUACGGUUCUGUACAUUUACGGCCACACCAUGGUGCUCGCUUUCGCUUACACGGCCAUUGUCCCCGUCUUCUGGUUCACGCCCAUCACCCUUGGCGGUUACGGCUUUACGCCUAUGCAAAUCUCUCUGCUAAUGGGCAUGAACGGCGCGGCCCAGGCCGCAUGGCUCCUCCUGGUCUUCCCCCCACUACAGAGGAAGAUCGGGUCGAAUGGCGUGAUCCGUCUUUGCGCCGCUGCUUACCCAUGCUUCCUCUUGACCAUGCCCAUUGGUAACAUGCUCCUGCGGAAUGGAACGGAUGCAUCUAUCAAGGCUUUCUGGGUGAUUACGCCCAUUUCGCUGAUUAUCGGUUGUGGUGUUAGUAUGUCCUUCACCGCGGUUCAACUUGCUAUUAAUGAUGUUGCGCCUUCACCGCGGGUCCUGGGUACGUUGAACGCCCUGUCAUUGACUGGUGUCAGUACUCUGCGGGCAUUCAGCCCGGCUCUCUUCACUACGCUCUAUGCGCUUGGAGCGAGAACACAGCUUGCUGGCGGCUAUGCUAUCUGGAUUUUCCUGGCUCUGUUUGCUUCCGGGUUAUCGCUUGGGGCGAGAUAUUUGCCGGAGCCCAAAUCAGCUCAUAAGCGUCGCAGUGCCGAAUAG